AAACAGCUUGAGUGUUGUCUUUCAUCAGCCAGUAUAUAAGUACAUUUUCAGUUCUGAACUUGUGAGUUGUGUUAGAGAGUUGUUACAUCAAGCAAUGUGUAUGGUGUUCUGUCUGGGGAAAAAAAAUCAUUUCUGAACAAGUGACCAUUGAACUAUGAGGUGGAUAAGGAACAGAGUGUUCAUAAACAUGAAGACUCCAAAAUGGGUCAACGUCGGCGGUCGCUGGACGAAGGCAACACCCGAGCCUGUCCAGUCUGAAAAGACAGUCAGCCCCAAAUCAACUAAGAAUGAGGUUGAUGGUAUCUUGCAGAGCCUGGUUCUGUCCAAGGCCGACCUGGAGGAGAUUUCUGACCUCAUGCGACAGAACAUGGACCGGGGACUGAACAGGGCCACUAACCCUUCAGCGGUCGUCAAGAUGUUUCCCAGUUUUGUUCGAUCCUUACCCGAUGGCACAGAGAAAGGUGAUUUCUUUGCCCUGGACCUUGGCGGCAGUAACUUCCGAGUCCUUCGAGUUCAACUGCUGGAUGGCGAUGUUCAAAUGACAAGCAAAGUUUAUAAAAUUUCACAGGGGACUAUGACAGGAACUGGGGAACAGUUAUUUGACUACAUUGCCGAUAGUCUGGCUGAAUUUAAGAAUGAGCAGGGACUCAGUGAUGUGGAUCUGCCCCUCGGGUUCACCUUCUCCUUCCCCUGCAAACAGAAUGGACUAGCCUCAGCUGAACUGGUUCAGUGGACCAAAGGCUUCUCGGCCUCGGGAGUCGAAGGGAAAGACGUGGUGGUGUUGCUCAAGGAGGCUUGUGCGAGAAAGAAAGUGGCUUUACAAAUUGUAGCAUUAGUCAACGACACUGUAGGAACACUGAUGUCCUGUGCCUACUCGUGCAGCGAUACCUACAUUGGGCUCAUCUUAGGGACGGGAACCAACGCUUGUUACUUGGAGAAGCUCAGCAAUGUGGACACGUGGACCGGUGAUGACGGGGAACCAAGGGACGUCAUCAUUAACAUGGAAUGGGGAGCAUUCGGCACCGACAAGUCACUGGACAAGUUCCGGACCAAGUUUGACAACGAAGUGGAUGAAGUGACCCUCAAUAAAGGCAAACAGCUUUACGAGAAGAUGAUUUCUGGGAUGUACCUCGGCGAGAUAGUCCGGCUGAUUCUGGUGAAGCUGGCAACUGACGGCGAUCUAUUCGGAGGUCAAGUCUCUUCAGAUCUCAAGACUCCUUGGAAAUUUGAAACUCGCUUCCUGACAGACAUUGAAAGUGACACGUCCGAUAACAACGCCGAGUGUAACACCAUCCUGAAGAGCUUGGGGGUGACCCCGUCCCCUUCGGACCUGCCCGUCAUCCGGCGCGUCUGCGCGGCCGUGUCCACUCGUGCGGCCCGGCUCUCCGUGGCCGGCCUGAGCGCUGUGGUCAAGAAGAUCGGUGCGGCGGAACUGACCAUCGCAGUGGACGGCUCGCUGUACAAGAAGCACCCGACGUUCAAGAGCAACAUGGAGAAGACGCUGAAGGAGCUCGUGCCGGGCGUCACCGUCAAGCUGAUGCUGUCGGAGGACGGGAGUGGGAAGGGUGCGGCUCUAGUUGCUGCCGUGGCAGCCAGACUAGGCUCCUAAGGUACCCUGCUGCCCACAUUUUUCCUCCGUGUUUUUAUAAUUCCAGUCAAAUUUACCUUGCAUUGUGUAACUUUAAGGUAGAGUAGAUCAUUUGCAGCUAUCCAAAAA
Patiria miniata (bat star) is the source of this 1717-nucleotide messenger RNA. RefSeq names its product hexokinase-2-like (gene gck). The transcript is spliced from 10 exons. The record is from RefSeq and is a predicted model, not a curated record. Gene Ontology annotation, biological process: glycolytic process; glucose 6-phosphate metabolic process; intracellular glucose homeostasis. Lineage: Eukaryota; Metazoa; Echinodermata; Asteroidea; Valvatida; Asterinidae. Gene Ontology annotation, cellular component: cytosol; mitochondrion. The coding region runs from base 155 to 1609 and encodes 484 amino acids. Gene Ontology annotation, molecular function: ATP binding; mannokinase activity; fructokinase activity.